AUGCCAUAUAAAAACGUUGAACAUUUGGAUAUUUAUUUAAAUGAAAAGCAUGAAACAACAUCGACUACAUUAGAUCGUCAGUUUUCCAAUGUUUGCACGUUAACUGUGUCAGGUACUGCUACAUCAAUGAUGAACUAUCAUCUCUUCGAUUUAGUUCAAUGUCAAAAAUUAAAACAUUUGAUAUUGAUUGAUGAGCUCACGACCAAUUCUCUAUGGACCAUUUUGGAAUUGUGUCCAAACCUAACAUCCUUAACUGCUAGCUAUGUGGGUCUUGCAAAAAUGACAACUAAUUUUAACAAUCAUGCACUUUAUUGUUCAAUCAAAAACCAAAUUCGACAACUAACCGUCAACAAUUAUCAUCAUGUUCCUGAACAUAUUUAUCAAUUUUGCGACAUAUUUGCAAGCGUUAAAAUUCUAAAGCUGAAUAUGAUUAAAGAAAUACACAUGACAAAUUUAUUGCGUUUUUUGGUAAUGGAACUGAAGAAUUUGGACAGUGUGUUUUGUCUAAUGCAAUUAUUACUACCGUAUGAUCAUAUAAUCAAAGAGCAGUUCGAAAAGCAACUGAACAAAAUGAAAGAUAACCGCGAUUUUUAUUUUGACAUAACCCGUGAUACGAUUGGUAUCUGGUUUGCACAUGAGUGA
Molecule: messenger RNA, 642 nt
Organism: Didymodactylos carnosus
Lineage: Eukaryota; Metazoa; Rotifera; Eurotatoria; Philodinida; Philodinidae
Source: the annotation of a GenBank genome assembly